Messenger RNA from Cloeon dipterum, 1136 nucleotides. RefSeq names its product baculoviral IAP repeat-containing protein 1-like. The record is from RefSeq and is a predicted model, not a curated record. The coding region runs from base 182 to 1030 and encodes 282 amino acids. Gene Ontology annotation, cellular component: nucleus; cytoplasm. NCBI's taxonomy places the organism in Eukaryota, Metazoa, Arthropoda, Insecta, Ephemeroptera, Baetidae. The transcript is spliced from 3 exons.
CAUAAGUCAUCGUAGACUUAAAUAAAGUCUAAGCCUAAUAAUUAAGUCUAACUCUGCUGCUCAAAAGUGCAGCUGCCGGGAUUCCUCCUCUCAUUGGGAGAGCACCAGCCAGUUGACGUCAACACGAAAACACAGCUAGUACCACGCCGAUAAUAGUGAGAUAGCAGUUGCGUCCCACGCGAUGCCUUCCUUUCAAAGGUUUUUACGAUGUGAAACUACUAACAGCAAAAACCCUUUAGAUGCAACUUUGAGACUGACUUUGGCAAUGCAUCGCUUGUUCACCUUUCCACUCCAACUCUUCCGGGACUACUCAUUUGGCCUGCUCCGCAUGGUGGCAGAAGAAGGAUUUUAUUACGAUCAUGAGCGUGGAUUUCUACGCUCAAUAUUCUGCGAGAUGACCAUCAGUGCUGAAGAACUUGCUGAAAUAUUAUCUCAAGAAUUGAAAGUUGCUCAAAAGAUUAUCUCCGAAAGACUGUUACAGUUCAAUUGUAAAAUUGGAGAUUAUAAUAGUUCGAGAAAUGUGCCGAUGAGAAAUAUCGACGACGUACUGAAUUACAAAUUCGAGGCACACCGUUUAUUUUCUCUGCUGAAAAAUGUCGUUCAUUUUCCGCACGUUGACAUCUACGAGUUGGCAAAAAGUGGCUUUUACUACUUUGGAAAAGAGGACAGAGUAAAAUGUGAUUUCUGCAAAUUGGAAAUUUAUAGAUGGGAGCAGCAAGACAAGCCCAACGAGGAGCACCUCCGUUGGAACGAUAAGUGUCCUUUUUUGCUCAAGGAUAUAAAAAAUGUCACCGCCAACAACAUCCCGAUCGGCAGUGAGCAGAUCGAUUCAGUCAAAAGUGACGCCAUUGGUAGCAUGGCUAAUGUUACCGCGAAUCCUCACUUUGUCCCUGCUGACGGUGCUGCCGGAGGCCAAGAUGUUCCACAGCAAGCUCUUCCUCAAAUACAGGAGUUGCAACCUGCUGGUGAUCUUGUUGAAGCACAAUUACCUCAGCCUGACGUUCCGCAACAGAAUCCCGCAGGAAGCUGAGCUUUUCGCAGGAUAAACCAACCUUAUGAACCGUAGAACCUUUCAUUAGAACAAUGAUGCAUACAGGUCAUUUUUUGUUAAAUUUUCCAAAAAAUGAAUUGCAAUC